AUCAUGAUCAGAACUCGUUCGGUGACCAUUGUGUAACCAUGCUCCCCGUCAAAGAAAUACAAGAACUAUCUGAUCUUCACCCAAAGCCUUCAGCUAUCAAGUUUCAGUAUGGGACUGCAGGUUUCAGAACACUGGGGAAGACCCUUGAUUCAGUACUAUUCAGAGUGGGUGUCCUCGCAGCACUUCGAAGCAAGAAACUGGAUGGAAAGACGAUCGGUGUGAUGGUGACUGCCUCACACAAUCCGGAGCCUGACAACGGAGUUAAACUCGUUGACCCACGCGGCGAGAUGCUUGAGUCGUCAUGGGAGGAAUACGCUACUGCACUUGCAAACGCGCCCGAUAGCAUUGCUUUCCUUGCUGUGGUCGAUGAAUUGGUAAAGGCGACCAAAAUAGACCUCUCGAUGCCCGCUCGUGUAGUGUAUGCCAGGGACACACGUCCGACAGGCCCGCAACUUGUUUCAGCCCUUAAGGAUGGGUUGGAAGCGAUCAAGGCAGAGUAUAGGGACGCUGGCGUUACCACAACGCCGGUGCUCCACUACUUGGUGAGGACCAUCAAUACCAAAGGUACUAAAGAUUCGUACGGCGAGGAUACCGAGGAAGGAUAUCUUACGAAAAUAAGCGAUGCCUUCAAAAAAUUGCUUGCUGGCAAACCAACCCCGCCGCCAUUACUCAUCGAUUGUGCGAAUGGCGUUGGUGCCUUGAUGGCUGAGAGAUUCAAAGCAUAUCUUGGGGAUGUCUUCAAUAUCAAUGUCGUGAACGCUGACCUGCAUACCUCUGGCGCACUGAACAACUCGUGUGGCGCGGACUUUGUCAAAGUCAACCAGAAGUUACCUCCUUCUAUCACUCUGCAGCCAGGACAGCGCGCUUGCAGUUUAGAUGGGGAUGCCGAUCGUCUUAUGUACUAUUAUGCAGAUGAACGUGGUCAGUUCCAUAUGCUCGACGGAGACAAGAUUACGACACUUGUGGCGAGUUAUAUCGUUGAGCUUGUGAAGGCCUCUGGAUUGGAUGAGCAGAUCAAAGUCGGCGUCAUUCAGACGGCAUAUGCGAACGGAAGCUCAACAAAAUACCUUUCUGGGAGACUUCCUGUCAAGUGUGUUCCCACAGGUGUGAAACACUUGCACCAUGCUGCAGAACAGUACGAUAUUGGGGUCUAUUUCGAGGCCAAUGGGCACGGCACGGUUUUAUUCUCGCCCGCUGCUCAGGAAUUGAUUUCUAGCCACAAACCUUCCCCAGCGCUCACAAACCUGAAGAAUAUCAUCGACGUGAUUAACCAAACAGUCGGCGAUGCUCUCUCGGAUGCAUUCCUAGUGGAAGCAGUUCUAGCACACAAGUCUUUUAGUGGUGUGGAGUGGGACUCCAUGUAUUGUGACCUCCCGAACCGUCUUGUGAAAGUCGUCGUAGGUGAUCGGAACGCGUUCAAGACGGAGGAUGCGGAGAGACGCCUAGUCAGUCCUCCUGGACUGCAGGGCAAGGUCGAUGAGCUUGUGCGUAAGUACGAAGGGGGUCGCUCGUUCGUGAGACCAAGUGGCACGGAGGAUGUAGUCAGGGUUUAUGCUGAAGCGGCCACCCGCGCCGAGGCUGAUGGUGACGCUGCUUCCUCCUGCUUAAAGAUCACGCGCUUAUGGUGUUUUUCUGGUUUAGAACUCGCGUUUCGUGUCGCUGGUCUCGUGUACGAUGAAGCGGGUGGUGAUGCGUCACAAAGACCAAAAGAAUUUCUUUGAAUUAUGACCCAAACACAGUCACGUUUAUAUCUGGACAUUGGAAACCGGCGAUGUGUAGGAAUAGAAAUAAACUACUUGCCCACGUGUACCCCGCAGCGGUCAGAGUACCAGAUCAAGUUCUGCUGGCAUUGAUUAAAUGAUGGUCUGAUUUAGUUGGCUUACCUUUUUGUAUUAAUCUUGCUGGGAACUUGCAUUAAUUGAUCAAUGCAGCCGAUCACGUGCACAUGCGAUAAGACGUAAUAUGAG
Suillus bovinus is the source of this 1967-nucleotide messenger RNA. RefSeq names its product phosphoacetylglucosamine mutase. The transcript has 5 exons. The coding region runs from base 39 to 1721 and encodes 560 amino acids. Gene Ontology annotation, molecular function: phosphoacetylglucosamine mutase activity; magnesium ion binding. Gene Ontology annotation, biological process: carbohydrate metabolic process; UDP-N-acetylglucosamine biosynthetic process. Lineage: Eukaryota; Fungi; Basidiomycota; Agaricomycetes; Boletales; Suillaceae. The record is from RefSeq and is a predicted model, not a curated record.